AUGCACUUGGCCAAGUUCUUCUCUCACACAUGGAAGUCCUACAAGGAGCUCACUUGUGAGUUUUUGGCUUCAAUGAGGUACCACAUGUACGAUGAGGAGGAUAGAGCUGAUUUGGACCAAGGAUUGGGAUGGAUCACGUUCUUGGCUAAGGGAGAGAAGAGAAUGGUGACCUUUAGGCAGCUUGGAGAUCUUGUUUGGGUUCAACUAUGGAGAAGGGAUAGUGGAACUUCAAGGAAAAGGAACUCCAAAGGGUUUGGGCUACAAUCGCUGAUGGAGUGUACUCUUCCUCAAGGUCCAAGGCAGCUCAGAUCAGGAGCCCAGUGCUUGAUAUGUGCACAAGGCACUUGCCAACACCUUCUUUGCAAGGAAAGCACGGGACAAUCAAUGAGGGGAACUCAAGCUCCUUGA
Microthlaspi erraticum is the source of this 408-nucleotide messenger RNA. NCBI's taxonomy places the organism in Eukaryota, Viridiplantae, Streptophyta, Magnoliopsida, Brassicales, Brassicaceae. The record is from the annotation of a GenBank genome assembly.